Pseudovirgaria hyperparasitica is the source of this 1530-nucleotide messenger RNA. RefSeq names its product nucleoside-diphosphate-sugar epimerase. The record is from RefSeq and is a predicted model, not a curated record. NCBI's taxonomy places the organism in Eukaryota, Fungi, Ascomycota, Dothideomycetes, Acrospermales, Acrospermaceae. The coding region runs from base 155 to 1108 and encodes 317 amino acids. The transcript has 3 exons.
CUGACUUUAUAAUCCGUUGAGACCUGCUUUCGAUGCUUUCAUGAUUUCUUAUAAAGCCAGGGAAAAAUAUCACUAUAAUAAAUUGAUAGCCUUUCGAGUCUAAUCACGUACGCCGAUUGAGAUUCAAGACCAUAUCCCCUCAACAAUUUCAACCAUGAGAAUCCUCAUCACCGGUGCCGCAGGCUUCAUCGGCCAGAUUCUCGCCGAACAACUUCUCGCCGACCCAUUGCACACCCUAAUACUUACUGACAUCAUCGAGCCCCCUAUCCCGCGCAGUGCCAAACAUCCCCAGAACGCAAAAUGCAUCAAAGCAGAUCUCUUCGACGCAUCGUCCAGUGUGGUUACUGCCGAUCUAGAUGCCGUAUACGUCUUCCAUGGCAUCAUGUCCUCAGGCUCCGAAGCCAACUUCGACCUUGGCAUGCGCGUCAACGUCGAUGCUACACGAGCCCUCAUUGAUACUCUACGACACACGUGCCCGGGCGUGCGCGUUAUAUACGCCUCGUCCGGGGCCGUGUACGGGCAUCCGCUGCCUGCUGUCCUGACUGAGAGUGUGCUACCAACGCCCGAGUCUAGUUACGGCGUUGAAAAAAUGAUGGGCGAGUUCCUAAUCAACGAGUACACGCGGCGCGGGUUUAUCAAUGGAUUCUCCCUCCGCUUCCCGACAAUUAGUGUGCGACCGGGCAAGCCGACGGCGGCUGCAUCUUCGUUUCUGAGUGGCAUGGUGCGCGAGCCGCUGGCGGGCAAGGAAUGUGUCAUUCCGAUCAAAGACCGCAGUUGGAAACAUUGGCUGUGCUCGCCGCGCACACUGGUAUGGAAUCUGGUGCAUAUGCUGGGCGUGCCGGGAGAUGCGCUGCCGAGGCACUUUAGGAGUGUUAAUGUGCCGGGGUUCCAGGUGAGUGUGCAAGACAUGAUUGAUGCGCUGGAGAGGGUCGGUGGGAAGGAAGCAGUAGCGUUGUUGCGUGAAGAGGAGGAGCCAGAGACGAAGCGGAUAUUGAUGAGUUGGGCGGAUAACUAUGACAACACGUUGGCGAUCAAAUUGGGAAUGAAACAAGACAGUAAUUUCGAGCAGAAUAUAAGAGACUAUAUUGAGGAUGUUAGAGAGGCGUGAAAGUGGGAAGCAGUAAGUCUGUAUGAUACAAAAUGUGUCAACGCUUUCAAAGCCACAACGCGAAUCCUUUGAAAAAUCUAUUAUCCUCGUCCAAGUCUACAUUUCCAAUGCGAGCCAUGGCCUCGCUGACUACGCUCAAAGGUAAUGUUCACAGUACUUUAUCCGGCUACCAAUCGACGUCCGGGUGAAGUCAGUGCAAUGUAAUCGUAGGUCCGAAGAUACAUUUCCAAAAAUAGAGCGAAACUCGCAACAAAAAGUGGUCGGUAUACAACGUUGGUGACUACAUGCUCGCAAGGUAGCGAGCUUUUGUAAUGCUUGAGAUGCCUAGGUGCGAGUCUGGAGGAGUGUUUGGCCUCUCGGUCUUACAGAUUGAUCUUCUUGAGUUAUACAUAUGUAGAAACUCGUUCUCGGCAGCAUGCGAG